AUGGAUCAAACGGGCCUUGCGCUCUUAAGUCCGGCGGGAGGCUCUACCUUAUACUCCUACUAUGUAGACAUCGAUGGCGCUGUUUUGGAGAACCAGUGGGAAAAUGAGUUGUGGUUAACCUCGGGUCAUAACAUUUCCAACACACACGUGGUCACGAACGACGUGGCAAGUAAUUCUCCCUUAACGGCAAUAUCGUAUACGAUGAACUCCACGACAGUCCGUCAGCUCUUCUUCUUCGACGGCAUUGGUUUGGUGACAACCGUGAAUACUACUAGUGGCAGUAAUUGGUCGGAACCAUACCAUGUGCUGCCGAACGCGACCUCCCUGCCCAAUACAUUGGCGCUUGCUGCGAUCGCAGAUACACAAGAUAUUGGGCUGAAUGGUAUUCGUCUGUACUACGGUAAGAGAGGUACACAUUUCGAUGUCUUCGCCGCUGAUCUCUCAGGCUCCACGAGCGGCGUCAUUCAAGAAUUGGGCGUUGACUUUCUGGAGCAAACGGGGCUACCAUUCUGGCAUACCAUGACCCUAUUCCCCCAAAGCGAUCCAAGCACUGGCGUUGCUUGCGUGCUGGUUAAUACUACGAAUCAUGUCUACAUGCGGAACUUGUCAACAAGCGUACUGCAGCAAUGGCAACGGGACUAUACGAAUCCGGACAUGGCUUCUUGGCAGUCGAGAGCUACAACACCACCAAACGAGGGCAUUGUCAAAGGAGCCGAUAUCGCAGCGACAACCGAUAGUGUCAGCACGGACUAUAUUUUCUACCAGAACAUCAACAACCAGACCGUACGUGCUUUAUACUAUGGUGAGAAUAUUACCGACUUCGUAUCAGACCUGGAUUUGCUAAACGUGGCUUCUCUGGGCUACAAACUAUCGGCAACGUGGUCCUUAGGCUCGAGUCUAGGCGCUGUAGCGCUGACUCAGAAUAGCACUAACCCGACCGAACUGCUGUACGCUCUUAUAACUCGCAACGGGCAAGCAGAAGGUGGUACAUCUUACACUGGUCCUUAA
Recurvomyces mirabilis is the source of this 1008-nucleotide messenger RNA. RefSeq lists its product as uncharacterized. The transcript has 3 exons. The record is from RefSeq and is a predicted model, not a curated record. NCBI's taxonomy places the organism in Eukaryota, Fungi, Ascomycota, Dothideomycetes, Mycosphaerellales, Teratosphaeriaceae. The coding region runs from base 1 to 1008 and encodes 335 amino acids.